AUUGGAGGUAUAGAAGAUAACACUUAAUACUCACUGUAGUGCGUGUAUGUAGGGUGCAUGGAGGUUACUUGAGACUCAGCCUGCAGUGUGCUCAGCUUGCUCGGAAGCGCCUGGUGGUUUGCAAACUGUUCAGGGUUUUGCCAUGGCAUCGCGGGCCGGACCGAGAGUAGACGGUACAGAUGGGAGUGACUAUCAGCACCGGGAACGCGUGGCCUCACACUAUCAAAUUAGUUCUGCACUGAAAUCGGAAAUCCGAAAGCUGAACCUAGUUCAUGUGGCCCUGUGGGCGUUAGUUUUGGCCCAGGUGGUGGUGACCCAACUGAAUUUAGUGUCCUACAAACUAGUGGCCAGCCCCUACCAGUGGGAGUACCCUUACCUGCUGAGCAUCAUUCCCACCGUCCUGAGCUUCAGGGCACUUCCCAAGAACACCACUGGCUACCUGGCCGUGUCCAUGAUCGGCGCCGGGCUGUUUUGCGUAGCGCCGAUCAUCUACGGUGCCAUGGAGAUGUUCCCUGUGGCACAGCAGCUGUACCGGCACGGCAAAGCGUACCGCUUCAUCUUCGGCUUCUCUGCAGUCUCCGUCCUCUACCUGUUUAUCGUGGUGGCCGUGCAGGUACACGCCUGGCAGAUCUACUACAGCAAGAAGCUCCUGGAUGCCUGGUUCACCACCACACAGGACAAGAAGAAGAAAUGAAACCAGUUACGAAAAUGAACAUCAUUUAUCAUCAUCAUUUUAUUUGUUUCCUUCAAGGAUGACCUGAAUUUUCUUCUCAUUGACUCAAGAUCAUGCAGAAUGGUCUGAAACGAAGCUCUCCACUUUCCCAUCCACUGAUCAGAUUACUAAUUACUUUUGAGACUUAACGAUGUUUUCUGGACACAAAAAAUUUUAAUUGCAUAACAACAUAACCACCCACUAAUAUUUCUACUGUACCAUGUGAUCUCUUCAUCCAUUAUUCUCAGGAAAAACCAUAUGAAGUCCCUAAGUCAUGAGUUCCAUGUUCAUGCUGGUAAAUAAAAAAGGUCCAGAAAUUUGUAUUGUAGUUAUUUAAAGUCAAAAUAAAAAGCUUUGUUUUCUGA
Hemibagrus wyckioides is the source of this 1077-nucleotide messenger RNA. It is a transcript of the gene jagn1b, whose product is annotated as jagunal homolog 1b. The transcript is spliced from 3 exons. The record is from RefSeq and is a predicted model, not a curated record. Lineage: Eukaryota; Metazoa; Chordata; Actinopteri; Siluriformes; Bagridae. Bases 143 to 694 code for a protein of 183 amino acids. Gene Ontology annotation, biological process: endoplasmic reticulum organization; vesicle-mediated transport; granulocyte colony-stimulating factor signaling pathway. Gene Ontology annotation, cellular component: endoplasmic reticulum membrane.